GGUCACUUCUGGCUCCAAAAAUCAAAGAUAGCAAAGGUGAAAUCCAAGAUGGCGAUGGUCAAAUUGCUAAAGUCGAGGCUUCAAAGUGGCAGUCCACACAGUCCAAUGGGUGAUGUCACGGUGACUAUGUCCAUAUUUUUUUCCAGUCUAUUUUUGUUUGUGAUGUUUUUUUCUACCCUGACGUUGGCUUGUCGCGCAUGAUCAUAAAUGGCCGUCCAUUCCAUAACCCUGCUUGCUAAUGUUGUUGCUAAGGUUUUUCCAUGUUUUUUGUGUUGUCCACUCUCAUAUUUUGGAUCACAUUUUGGCUCAAACGUGUAUGGAUGUAUUUGAGAAGUUGACAUUUCAAGCAAGGAAUGAGAAAAACUAGUGAAAUCCCGCUACUAUAGUUUGUUUCAUGGUUUGUUGAUGUAGCCUCCAGAGCUGGAGGAUGUCUGUCAAUGGUCAGCUUCCAAGAGCUCACCAAUCAGAACAGAGUGGGCUCGUCAGGAGGGGGUCCUUAAAGAGACAGGAGCUAAAACGGCCUGUUUCAGACAGAGGCUGAACUGAAGGGCUGUGUGAAGGGUUAGUAUAAGAUGAAUAAGGAGUUUUUUGAACUGUAAAUCAUGCAAAGAAAUUCCAAUAGAGCCCCAGCUCUGUGUGUGUGUGUGUGUGUGUCUAUGAGUGUAUGUGAGAGAGAGAGAGAGAGAGAGAUAGAGAAAGAAAGAGAGAGAGGUUUAUAUCCUCACAAGUGAAUGUGAACUGUGUGUAGAUGCAGCAGUAGGGUCUCUGUGUGUGUAAGCAGCCUGGCCAUGCAGGCGGGCGGGCAGGAGCGACAUUUAUCAGCCCUCUAAGUGGCUGUAGGAAAAGCAAUGCUCGCUGGGAUGCAGGCCCGUAGCCAGGACAAAUUGAACCGGGGGGCAUUCAGUUUUCACAGGGGGACCCCUCAUAUCAAGAUAAUGUUAAACAACGUGUGCUCUAAUCCAAAAACACAUUACAAACUUGUUAAUUACACACUUUUAACAAAAAAAGGGUUCACUCGAUGUCUACGUUAGAGCACAUCACAGCGUAGCACGAUGAUUUUCUAAUACAAACUUAAUGAACAAAAACAAGAAUGAUAACAAAUAACACUUGUUGACUUCUUGCUUAUUCACGGAAUAUUUUGUGUGUAUACCUCCAGGGGUUUCAGAGAAUAAUGCAAUGAACAAUGCAUUGAGCAUAAACGCCGCUGUGCAUGAUUGUAGCUCAUGCACCAUCUGUGGAGGCCCGUGCCACGGUGUCUUGCACAAGUAUAAACAAAGCUUUAGAGGAGUUGCAGGGGACACAUCUUGGCGUGGAAUCUCCUGAGGACCCUCUCCUUCCAUUCAUUCAGACAUUUGCUUGUGAGGUCUCUCUGUAAGGCCAGCUGCACCAGCUACACCUUGUGUGCUUGGUGCAUGGACCAAUGGUGGUCAGUGAAGACAUUCCUCAAGACUAAGAAUGAAGGUCUCUCACUUCCAAGAUCAUCUGGAGGCUGAAGCUGUGGUCCACUGACAGUCACACCCGAUCCCCUGUGAACCGAUGACAGCAGCAGGGCUAAAGUUGAUGGUAGCUUGGUCUCCUGAUGUGAUUUCGUUCCCUCCUCCUCCCACAACAACCUUUCCUUCUUCUGCUUCUAAGCUGGACGUGUCUUUAUUGUUUGUCAGUUGAAUUUGCUUUAACAAAUUUUUUUGGUAUACAUUGUAUACAUUUCACCAUACAUACUAUUUGCUAAUGCUAACUCCCAAAAUUCUUUGAGUGGUGAGCUUAACCUUUAACCUUAUGGGUCACCCUUAAUCUUGCAGUUAUGUGCGAGAUUUGAUGAUUGAUGGUCUUCCUCUUAAAUUAGGCUGCUGCAUCACAAUUAAAUUAUGCACCAAAACAGCUUUUGUCUGCAUAAUCUCAAAUGUAAGCAAAAAUGCAAAACACACGCCAUGGGGGCCCACUCCAAUCUGGCCCCAAAGACCCCUGAAAGUUCCUGGCGUAAUGUUUGUCAAGGUGGGCCCCGCUUUAUUUUCUAAUCUUUUUUGGCAUUUUUUUCCUUUAUAGAGGAAUAUUAUAGGGUGAUACAGAAUUCAACAGCCAGUAUUCAACAUACGACAACACUGUAUUUUUUGAGUUUUGAGGCUACAUUGCAUAUUGUAAAAUAGAUAUGCAUGUAGUAAAUUAACCAUGCAGCAAACCUAAGGCAAGAUAGUACUCCAGCAGAGGAAAUAUGUACAACUUGCAAAGAGAGUGAGAAAAAUGCAAAGCUAAGCAGCAUAUUUAUGCCCCAGAGCCUCCAGCAGUUCAGCUGUGGUUCCUCUUCAGUGCAGUAAAUAUCAGAGACAGACUGAGAGAAUGAGAGAGAGAACACAGGCAAACAUACUCACUUUAGUGACAAAUUUGUCACCUCCAAGUGAAAUGUUUAAUAGUCAAAAUGUCCAAUUAGACCACGUGCGUCGUGUGUGCGUGUGGGUGUAGGACUAUAUAUAUAUGCACAGUUAACCACUCACCAGGUUUACUUGUGAAGCAAAGCAGCAGAAUGAACCAAACACCUGGACUACUCUGGAAAAGUUAGUCGAGUGCAGAAGCUUUAAAGAUAGGUGGGUGUUAAAAGCUUCUAGUGUUGGUGUUGUGAGUCUCGGAGGAGGUUCAGGAGGAUCAUGGAGGAACUGGCCAGGGAGAGCAUCAGCCUGCUGGCUCGGUCUGCGUCCCAUGCAGACCCUCCGCGGCUCGGUUCGUUUGGAGCAGUGUUCAUCAUGCUCAAGUCUGCGUUGGGAGCCGGACUGCUCAACUUCCCCUGGGCUUUCCAGAAGGCGGGAGGAGUGAAAACUGCCAUCACUGUGGAGCUGGUAUCCCUGGUAUUUCUCAUCAGCGGUUUGGUCAUCCUCGGCUAUGCCUCGUCUGUCAGCAGACAGAAGACCUAUCAGGACGUAGUGCGAGAGGUGUGUGGACGAGCUGUGGGCCAACUGUGCGAGGUCUGUUUCUGCUUCAACCUCUUCAUGAUAUGUGUGGCCUUCCUGGUGGUGGUGCAGGACCAGCUGGAGAAACUGUGUAUUUCUUUAUAUGAGACGGUGACAGGGUCGAGUGAGGGAGAAAUGCCGUAUCACUGGUACACCGACCAGCGAUUUGCCCUCUUCAUCAUGUGUCUCAUCAUCAUCCUACCGUUGUCCAUCCCCAAAGAAAUCGGCAUCCAGAAAUACACAAGUGUGUUGGGGACGCUGGCUGCUACAUAUCUGUGUGUGGCGGUGAUUGUCAAAUAUUACCUGAUGGAGAGCCACACUGCCAUAAUAACUCCAGAGCACAGCCAAGGUGUAAGUUCGUGGGCAUCGAUGUUCAGUGUUGUGCCAACCAUCUGCUUUGGCUUCCAGUGCCAUGAAGCCUGUAUAGCAAUCUACAGCAGCAUGGAGAACCAGAAGCUCUCCCACUGGGUGGUCAUCUCUGUGGUCUCCAUGUUUUUCUGUUUGCUCAUCUACACUCUCACCGGUGUGUACGGCUUCAUGACUUUCGGGCGAGAUGUUGCUUCAGAUAUUUUGAUGUCAUAUCCAGGAAAUGAUGUGGUCAUGAUCAUUUCCAGACUACUUUUUGGAAUAUCGAUUAUUACCAUCUAUCCUAUUAUUCUUCUUCUGGGGAGAUCUGUCAUCCUGAACCUGAUGCUGCGUGUCCAAAGGCGUCGUUGGGGAAUCGUCACUCACUCCUUUGAGAGUCGCUGCAGAGUGGUCCUCACUGUGAUCUGGAUCACCAUCACUCUGCUCAUUGCCAUGUUUGUCCCCGACAUGGGAGAGGUCAUCAGUGUCAUAGGAGGAAUCAGUGCCUUCUUCAUCUUUAUCUUUCCUGGUCUUUGCUUAGUGUUCACAAUGCAAACUGAAACUGUGACUCCCAGAGUCAGGGUGAUUUUAACAGUUUGGGGAAUCAUAACCGUCGUUGUUGGAGCCUUCAUCUUCGGACAGAGCACAACCAUUGCUAUCAUGGAGCUUCUACACAAAUUCUGAAAUUCACCACUGUUAUCUGCAGCAGCAGCUUUACUGUGACUUCAGAGCGUUUCCUGACGCUCUUCUGUUUUGCACAUCUGAAUGUUGCAUUUGUAAAAGUGGUUUUUAGUUGUAAAUGUGAUGCUCAUCAAGGUCGUCCACGGCCUGGAUAUAAAAUGUGUUUGUUAUGUGAGACUGUUAUAUUUGAUGCAUGAAUAGUGGAUUUAAAUUGAUUAUUAGUCAGUUAUUACUGUACCAACAUAUAUUGUUAAGUGUCUUAUUAAGUAUGUAUAGCAAAAAAUGUUUGAAUGUAUGUUUCUGUUUUAUUGUU
Molecule: messenger RNA, 4278 nt
Organism: Thunnus maccoyii (southern bluefin tuna)
Lineage: Eukaryota; Metazoa; Chordata; Actinopteri; Scombriformes; Scombridae
Gene: slc38a8b
Product: solute carrier family 38 member 8b
Exons: 11
Coding region: 2640-3968 (442 amino acids)
Biological process (GO): amino acid transmembrane transport
Molecular function (GO): amino acid transmembrane transporter activity
Source: RefSeq, a predicted model, not a curated record